AGUGUUUAUAAUAGUACGUUGUAGUACGUUCACCACUUAGUAAUAUUAAACACAUAAUUUUACUAAUACGUCUUACGCGUUUCCGUUCAAAUUUGAAAAUCAAGAAAAUAAUUGGUAUGGACUUCAUAUUAAAAUUAUUAUCAUAUCGCUUGCCGUCAUCAUAAAAGCCUUUACACAAAUCGUUCAUUUUUCUUUUUAUAUUAUUUACGGUUUGCAGUUAUAAUUUAUGUAAUACUAAUAUAUAAAUUAAUAUAACAUCAACUUAAACGUUAUACAAACACUAAAAUACAAUUCUAUACAGACUACAAUGUAUACUGUACAAAAUGAAGAAUUCACAGUAUUUCAUUUAGAUUAUAACUUAUCUACAUUAUUUGAACAAGUAGAAGAUUUUAAUCAAUGGACCGAAUCAUUAAGUGAUAUUAGAACAAGAGGGUGGUGGAUGGUAAAUUCAAUUUUUACAACAUUUACCAUAACCCUAUGUUAUCUUUUAAUAGUAUGGCUGACUCCACGGUACAUGAAAAAUCGUACAGCUUACAGUUUAAAAAAUGUUCUAAUAACAUACAAUAUUAUGAUGAUAAUAUCAAAUUUAUUUAUUAUAAUUGAAUUGAUAUUGAUGACUACUAAAUUAAACUAUAGUUGGAUGUGUCAACCGAUAACCUACGUCAAUGCAGAAGCUGAACUUAGAAUAGCAACAGCAGUAUGGUUGUAUUAUAUAAUAAAAUUUUUUGAACUAUUGGACACUAUAUUUUUGAUGCUUCGGAAAAAAGAUAAUCAACUGUCAUUUCUUCAUGUUUAUCAUCAUUCUUCAAUGUUCAUAUUCUCAUGGAUGGGUGUAAAAUAUGUACCAGGCGGCUCAGCAUUUUUACCGAUAUUAAUUAACAGUAUUGUUCAUGUUAUAAUGUAUUUUUACUAUACAUUAGCUGCAAUACAAUGCUCAAAAAUCUUUAAAUACAAAAAAUAUGUUACAACAAUUCAACUGGCUCAAUUUUCAUUUGCUCUACCAUUAGGCAUAAAUGCCAUUUACAGUGGGUGUAAUUGGCCAUUAUGGAUGAAAUAUUUAUUUGUUUUUUAUAUUAUUACAAUGUUGGUUUUAUUUGGAGACUUUUAUAAGAAAAAUUAUAUUAAAAAAGAAAACAAAAAUGAAAAUGAAGUUGGACAAUGUUUAAAGAAAUUGUGAUAAUUUCAACUAAAACAUUUAAUUAAGGCUAAGGAAUAAUUUUUUUUAUAGAAAUAAAUGUAUAAAAUAAAGAAU
Melanaphis sacchari is the source of this 1252-nucleotide messenger RNA. RefSeq names its product elongation of very long chain fatty acids protein 4-like. The transcript is spliced from 7 exons. NCBI's taxonomy places the organism in Eukaryota, Metazoa, Arthropoda, Insecta, Hemiptera, Aphididae. Bases 308 to 1177 code for a protein of 289 amino acids. Gene Ontology annotation, biological process: very long-chain fatty acid biosynthetic process; fatty acid elongation, polyunsaturated fatty acid; fatty acid elongation, saturated fatty acid. Gene Ontology annotation, cellular component: endoplasmic reticulum membrane. The record is from RefSeq and is a predicted model, not a curated record. Gene Ontology annotation, molecular function: fatty acid elongase activity.